GUGAGUUGCGGAACGUGCGCCCAUCCCCUUCGCACCGCGUCUCACUUCAAUCUAGGAACCUCUCACGGCUAUUACAUACGGCUUUAAAGUGUACAUCUCGUCCGGGGGAUUCGUCGUCGUCGUCGUCGUCGUCGUCGUCGUCGUCGUCUGUGCCCCCCAGCAUCAGACAAGUUAGUCGGGCCGCAAGAAAAAGAAGAAAAAUCGUCCCACGUAUCGAUAACGUCCGUCCGGUCGUUCCUGUUCGCAAGUUAACUCGGGGAAAACUAGCCGACAAACUUCAGCAAGGGGGGACGGUUGCGUCAAACGGUGCAUCGACCGCGCACUUGUCAGUCCGCGACUCAACUUACGUCGAAGGAUGUUGAUGCACAACGGUAGUGGUAUCGUGGCUGGGCCAUUGGCUUUCGCCAGCAGAGUCGGAGAUGUACAGCCGCUGCAAGAACGUUUUUUAGGAUGGAACUUCCCCGCCGAGCACGCGGACCUCGUGCACCCGCAUUGGCAUGUAUUCCUCGCACCCGGAAGACUAUGGCACGUCGCCCUCGCGCUCAUUUACCUUUUGCUCCUGAUGCUGUCCCUCGUAGGAAACGGCAUCGUUAUUUGGAUUUUUAGCACAUCGAAAUCACUGAGGACACCAUCGAACAUGUUCAUCUUGAAUUUGGCCGUGUUCGACCUGCUGAUGGCAACGGAGAUGCCUAUGCUGAUCAUAAACAGCUUCCUGGAGCGAACGAUUGGUUGGGAGACCGGAUGCGACGUAUAUGCUUUGCUCGGCGCGAUUUCCGGGAUGGGACAAGCGAUCACGAACGCGGCGAUCGCAUUCGAUCGAUACAGAACAAUUAGCUGUCCGAUUGACGGUAGAUUGAGUGGAAAACAAGCUAUGGUGCUAGUUCUGCUUACAUGGUUUUGGGCACUACCAUUCUCGAUAUUGCCUAUGACGGGGCUGUGGGGUCGGUAUGUGGCAGAGGGUUUUCUCACCACAUGUAGCUUCGAUUAUCUCACGGACAACGAGGACACGAGGACGUUCACGAUAACGAUAUUCUUCUGGGCGUAUGUUCUUCCUAUGCUGCUAAUUAUAUACUUCUAUUCGCAAUUGCUGAAGUCUAUUCGUACUCACGAAAAAAUGCUCCGCGAUCAAGCUAAAAAGAUGAACGUCAAGUCACUCGUAUCAAACCAGGACAAAGAGAGGAGCGUUGAGAUGAGAAUCGCGAAAGCCGCAUUUACGAUAUUCUUCCUCUUUUUACUUGCGUGGACACCUUACGCGGUUGUCGCUUUAACUGGAGCCUAUGGAAAUCGCGAAGUGCUUACUCCGCUGUCGACUAUGUUACCAGCCAUAUUCGCCAAGACGGUGUCGUGCAUCGAUCCAUGGAUAUACGCAAUCAACCAUCCUAGGUAUCGACAAGAACUGCAAAAGCGCUGCAAAUGGAUGGGAAUCCGAGAAAAAGUGGCCGAGGAUACCGUAUCGGCGCAGACAGAGAAAAUAAACGCGGAAGAAACGUAAUCUUACUGUUAAUCAACAUUAAUGACUGUUGUCGAGAGGACAUCGAUCGAUCGCAGUGCAUUCGCACCACAAAUGCAACUUCGACCGAUCGCCUAGAUUUUUUUUAAUACAUCUCAUUAAAAAGAUAACCGGACGGAAACUUCGUUUCAUGAUAUGACUAUGUGGCUUCUAUGUGAAUUUUACGUGAAUAAAAAAGGAAUACAAAUUUUAGUUUAUAUGUAUUAAGCUAUUACUACAAAUAUAAUCACAGCAAAAUAAA
Wasmannia auropunctata (little fire ant) is the source of this 1751-nucleotide messenger RNA. It is a transcript of the gene Blop, whose product is annotated as opsin, blue-sensitive. NCBI's taxonomy places the organism in Eukaryota, Metazoa, Arthropoda, Insecta, Hymenoptera, Formicidae. The record is from RefSeq and is a predicted model, not a curated record. Gene Ontology annotation, cellular component: membrane. The transcript has 8 exons. Gene Ontology annotation, biological process: visual perception; G protein-coupled receptor signaling pathway. Gene Ontology annotation, molecular function: G protein-coupled receptor activity. Bases 356 to 1492 code for a protein of 378 amino acids.